CCGGAAACCGCGUGUUCCGGCCGCGAACCGUGGCGCUGCCGCCGUGCGACCAUGGGCCGGAGGCGAGCGCCGGACACCGCGUCCCUCGGCCGGGCCCUCAUCCGCCAGCAGGCGCAGCGGAGCCGUGGCCAGCGCCACCCCGACGCCUGGUUACACACCAGUGAGCUCAAUGAUGGCUACGACUGGGGCCGGCUCAACCUGCAGUCCAUCACUGAGCAGAGCGCCCUGGAUGAUUUCCUUGCCACCGCGGAGCUUGCAGGAACGGAGUUUGUAGCUGAGAAACUUAAUAUUAAGUUCGUACAUCCCGGAACUAGAACUGGACUACCAUCUUUUGAGGAGAGUGAGAGAAUUAAGCAGCUCCAUGAAGAAAACAGACAGUUCUUGUGUAUACCACGGAGACCAAAGUGGGACAAAAGUACUAGUCCAGAAGAACUCAAACAGGCAGAGAAAGAUAACUUUCUAGAAUGGAGACGUCAGCUUGUCCGGCUAGAAGAGGAACAAAAGCUGUUACUAACGCCAUUCGAAAGAAAUUUGGACUUUUGGCGCCAGCUGUGGAGGGUGAUUGAGAGAAGUGAUAUUGUGGUCCAGAUUGUAGAUGCUCGGAACCCGCUCCUGUUCAGAUGUGAAGAUUUGGAAUGUUACGUAAAAGAAAUCGAUGAGAAUAAGGAGAACGUCAUCCUGAUAAAUAAGUCGGACUUGCUAACUCCUGGGCAGCGGAGUGCUUGGGCAACACAUUUUGAAAAAGAAGGUGUGAAGGUUAUUUUCUGGUCUGCUUUGGCUGAAACCAUUCAACUGGCUGGUGACCAUAAGGAGGGAGGAAACGAAGCUACUGGAGAGUCGUCUGAGUUGGAAGGUUCAAGCAGUGCCGCGAGUGAGGAAGAUGACAGUGAGUACGAGGACUGUCAGGAGGAGGAGGAGGAAGGCUGGCAGACGUGUCUGGAAGAGGACAGUCCAGAUGAGGAGAGCUGCAGCCAGGACCGGCAGGAAGCCACGCGUGUGGAAUCCAGGCCUCAGGGGAGGGAGGCCCCAGCAACGAAGCCGAUACGCAAUUUCAGCCACCUGGUAUCCAAGCAGGAAUUAUUGGAGAUCCUGAAGGAGCUGCAUACUGGGAAGAAGGCAAAAGAUGGGCAACUUACUGUGGGACUGGUGGGAUACCCAAAUGUUGGUAAGAGCUCAACAAUCAACACCAUCAUGGGCAACAAGAAAGUGUCCGUGUCUGCCACGCCUGGUCACACCAAGCACUUCCAGACGCUGUACGUGGAACCCGGCCUCUGCUUAUGUGACUGUCCUGGCCUGGUGAUGCCGUCCUUUGUCUCUACCAAGGCAGAAAUGACUUGCAAUGGAAUCCUCCCUAUUGACCAAAUGCGAGACCAUGUCCCACCCAUAUCACUAGUUUGCCAGAAUAUUCCAAGACAUGUUUUAGAAGCUACCUAUGGCAUUAGUAUAGUAAUGCCUACAGAGGAUGAAGAUCCCACUCGACCACCAACAUCAGAAGAACUGUUAACAGCUUAUGGGCGUAUGCGAGGUUUCAUGACAGCACAUGGGCAGCCAGAUCAGCCUCGGUCUGCACGCUAUAUCCUAAAGGAUUACGUCAGUGGUAAACUGCUAUACUGCCACUCUCCUCCCGGAAGCGAGCCUGUGGCCUUUCAACAUCAACACCAGCAACUCCUCGAGAUGAAACUGAAGGGUGAUGAAGUAAAAAUACAGUCUGGAGGGAAUAAGAAAGUCAAAAAGAUUCAAAAUGUUAUUGAUGAAACUUUUUUCCAUCAAGAAAAUGUCAGAGCUUUAACCAAAGGAGUCCAGGCUGUGAUGGGCUACAAACCUGGCAGUGGCCUGGUGACAGCAGCUUCUGUGAACUCUGAGAGCAGGGCUGGGAAGCCCUGGAAGAAGCAUGGCAACAGGAAUAAAAAAGAGAAGAGUCGCAGACUAUACAAGCACUUGGAUACAUGAACACGAGCUGCAGCAGAAAUGGCGUCUGCAUUGUGCAUCGGUGCAGAAGCGUAGCUGCUGCUUGUCCCUGUGGUGCUGUGCGACGGAGCCCCCAGAGUCAGAGUCCAGACUGAAGGCCCUGGCUGGGCCAGCUCCAGCCAACAUACACCUCCUGGAAUACCAGAAAUCUAAUUGAGAAGACUGAGUGUAAGAAGAGGGGGUGAGCAAUGAGUAUUUAUUUGUGUCGACACAUACACAAAUGCAAUCAUUUGUAAUUUGAAAGAUAUUAAAAUCAGAUCGCCUCUAAAUGUGUUUUAGUGGUUUACAUGAG
Messenger RNA from Sorex fumeus (smoky shrew), 2260 nucleotides. RefSeq names its product large 60S subunit nuclear export GTPase 1 (gene LSG1). The record is from RefSeq and is a predicted model, not a curated record. Gene Ontology annotation, molecular function: GTP binding; GTPase activity. Gene Ontology annotation, cellular component: cytosol. Gene Ontology annotation, biological process: ribosomal subunit export from nucleus. The transcript has 14 exons. Lineage: Eukaryota; Metazoa; Chordata; Mammalia; Eulipotyphla; Soricidae. The coding region runs from base 52 to 1950 and encodes 632 amino acids.